AUUUUUUUGAUAUAAAAGUCUACCAAUUGUUAAAUAUUUAUAUCAAAAUAUCACAUUUUCUCAACAUUAUUCAACAAUUUCGAAUAUUAACGGUUAUUAUCACCUUCCUAUCAAUUCUCUGUUGUGCCCACAACUUCGUAAAUAUUUACUUUUCAAUUUUCAAAUUGGCAUAAGUACGUUAAAGCUGCGCUAAAUGUCACCAGCUAAGCCAAAUUGCGCUAAGGUGGCUACACCGCGCGCCAAUGGCAAAUACCUGUUUGACAGCUCCAGCACAACCGCGAACAACCGCGCUCAACCGUGUCUGACUAAGCCGGAAUUUCCCAUUGUGAAUACAAGCUUUGGCCGUGAAUUACUUAUCAACAGUCAGUGCUGUGUUGUUUGUGUUGUGUACAAGUUGUAUAUAUCAAUGAUAAGUUCAAGGUUCUACAUCCUUGUAAUUUGCAUACAAGGAUGCAUUUUUGCAAAAGCGAAUGCCGAUGGCUUGGCUGCCAAUGCAAAUUUUGAAACGCCAAUAAAACGCGUGAAAAGCGUAACAAUGGGUGAUUUGGUGGCGCAUAGCGCUUUGAAUUUCGCACACAAUGUUGCGCAGCUGCUAAACGAGGAUAUGCACUAUGGACAGACGACGAUCUUCUCACCCGUAAGCAUAAUGUCCUCGAUGAUCCUGCUGCUGUUGGGCUCAAAGGGAAGAAGUUAUGAUGAUUUGCGGCAUAUCUUUCGCUUGGACGUGCCACCGUUGAGCGCUGCAAACAAUCCAUUUCAUUUGGAAUUCGGUGCGAUGAUGCAGGAAAUGCAAGAUAAUGCUGCGUUAGCGUUGAGUGCAAGAAAUCGCGAUAAUUGGCGUAAUACAAAUGUGGCCUACAGCAUACGGAGUAAGCCGAAACUGAGCGCCGAAGAUGCAAUUAAUAUGAAUAAUGUGAUAAAAAUCGUAAACGGGUUGUUUAUAAAAAGCGGUUAUGAGUUGAAUGCGAGCUACCGAGAUGUUAUCAAUUCGAUUUACAAGUGUGACGUUAUACCGUUGGAUUUCAAAUUACCGCUGGCGCGUGAUUACAUCAACGAUUGGGUUUACAAAAAUACUUUUGGCAAAAUUAGCGGCAUUAUAGCGGACAAUAUACCCGCCGAUACGAAUGCCAUCAUCACGAGCGCUUUGUAUUUCCGUGGCUUUUGGGAGAACCCUUUCAUACAGAGUGCCACCGUAAUUGAUAAUUUCUAUCCGGAUGGUCUCCGCUCGCCACCCAUAAAAAUACAAAUGAUGGCCAACGCUGGCGCAUAUCCUUACUACUUUUCGCAGGAGCAUGAUUGCCGCAUCAUCGGGCUGCCAUAUGUGGGCAACUUCAGCAGCAUGUAUGUCAUACAGCCGUCCAAUUCGAGUCGCCAAGCUUUAAGUCGGCUUUUAAAGUCGCUGAGCGCUGUGCAAAUCGAAGAUAUGAUCUCGAAGAUGGUCUAUCAAAAUGCGAUUUUUGCCUUUCCGAAAAUGCAUUUAACACAAAGCAUGAAUAUGAAAAAUGUUUUCCAUGCGCUCGGUGUGCGUGAUAUAUUGGCGGGUGGUGAGCGUUUUAGUGCAACGCAUUUGGGUGAUUUGAAUGGGCGUAAAUGGUCGCGUGCGAAGCGUGGAGUGCUCUUCCCCACCGAUAGUACACAAACAGCUGCGUAUUUUUCGCCAAUUCCACCAAUCUACACAGCGCAACCAUUACAACAAAAACCAAGUAUUAAUACAGAGCAACAAACGCAACAAGGUUCACCUAUCAGCACUGAACAACAAUAUCCACAAAAACCACCUAUUUUCCCAGAUCAAAUAUUACAAUCAAAUCCAUCCAGCAAUAGGGAUCCACUAUUACAACUACACUCAAGCAUCAGUAGAGAUCCACUAUUACAACAACAACCAAGCAUCAAUAGAGAUCCAAUAUUACAACAACAAUCAGCCAUCAAUCGGGAUCCACUAUUACAACAACAACCAGCCAUCAAUCGAGAUCCAAUAUUACAACAACAACCAAGCAUCAAUCGAGAUCCACUAUUACAACAACAACAAUCAAGCAUCAAUCGGGAUCCACUAUUACAACAACAACAAUCAAGCAUCAAUCGGGAUCCACUAUUACAACAAAAACCACUCACCGCCAUAGAACAACUGUUGCAACAGUGGGGCUUAAACCGCGAAAUCAGCAAUAAUUUAUUGUCCGAUUUAUAUGUAGGCGAUAUUGUGCAUAAGGUUGAUUUUGUGGUGGAUGAGAAUGGCACAGAGGGCGCUGCUGCAACUGCGACAUAUCUCAAACGCUCCGGUGGCAAUGUGCUUUUCAGGGCAGACACACCGUUUUUGUUGCUGGUGCGUCAUGAUGCCACCAAAUUACCGUUAUUUUAUGGUGUCAUCAAUCUACCGGCACCGAAUUUCGUUUGAGGAAAACUAAUAAUAUUUUUUUUUAUAUAAUUUUAAUAAUAAUAUGUAUAAGAUAUACUAUAUAUUUUAACUAAUGCUGCCAUUUCUAGUAAGAGUGAACAGUAAUGUGAACUGUGGUCGUGAAAUAUAAAAAAUUAAAAAAAAAUGAUUCCAAAAUAUAAAAAAAAUAUUUUUAAAAUAUUAAAAAUAAUAAAAAAAUAUUUUUUCUAAAAUAUAAAAAAUAUUUUUAAAAUAUAAGAAAAAUCUAUUAUAAAAAAAAAUUUAAAUUUUUAUAUUGCGAAAUGUGCUC
Zeugodacus cucurbitae (melon fly) is the source of this 2678-nucleotide messenger RNA. It is a transcript of the gene Spn28Dc, whose product is annotated as serine protease inhibitor 28Dc. The record is from RefSeq and is a predicted model, not a curated record. Gene Ontology annotation, molecular function: serine-type endopeptidase inhibitor activity. The coding region runs from base 194 to 2389 and encodes 731 amino acids. The transcript is spliced from 2 exons. Lineage: Eukaryota; Metazoa; Arthropoda; Insecta; Diptera; Tephritidae.